Sphaerulina musiva SO2202 is the source of this 1705-nucleotide messenger RNA. Its product is annotated as peptidyl-tRNA hydrolase. NCBI's taxonomy places the organism in Eukaryota, Fungi, Ascomycota, Dothideomycetes, Mycosphaerellales, Mycosphaerellaceae. The transcript has a single exon. The coding region runs from base 216 to 818 and encodes 200 amino acids. The record is from RefSeq and is a predicted model, not a curated record. Gene Ontology annotation, molecular function: peptidyl-tRNA hydrolase activity.
GAGACGAAGACGCGCAGCACGCGAAGCACUCGAGGGAUGACGAUGUGCUGACUAACGGAGACCCGGACGCGAUCCACGUCCGCCGGAGGUCAUCUGUGAAAAAAGCACCCUCAAAGUCGCGAAAGACGAACAAGAAGAAGCAGAAGUCUCAAGCAACUUUGCACGCCAUCGCUGCCGCAGUACAGAGCGAGGAGUCCUUAGUCGCUGGACAUUCAAUGGUCGCAGCUCCUACUGCUCGCGCAGUGCCGCUUCUAAUCUGCAGCAUCGGCAAUCCUGGAGCACAAUAUGCCAACACGCUGCAUAGCGCCGGUCACACGGCGUUGAAUCGCCUAGCAGCUCACCUAGGCUAUGCGCCAUUCUCCAAGGAAAAAAGUUGGGGUAAUGGCCUUGUGAGCAGACCUCCUGCCAUAUCUGUGGGGAGCAGCCGAGACUGGACUUUGUGGCAGAGUACCGCAUACAUGAACGAGAGCGGGAAGGGCGUACGAGCGGCAUAUCAGGCUUGGAAUCGGAGUCUGGUUGAUGGAGUGGGUAAAUUGGUUGUGGUACAUGACGAGCUGGAGAAGCCAUUAGGUGCCAUUACUGUCAAGACGCAGCAAGGUCUGAGCGCAAGAGGGCACAAUGGUCUAAAGAGCAUCAUGUCUGUUAUUGGUAACACGGCAUUCGUAAGGAUUGGUGUGGGAAUUGGCAGGCCCGCGAGCAGGCAAAGCGAUGAUGUGGCGAGAUAUGUGCUGAAGAAGAUGGAUCAUAAGGAACGGUUGGCCAUUGAUGGCAGCGUAGAAGAACUUUUUGCGCAACUGGUGAAGAUUGAGAGUGGUUGAUACGAUCGAGCUAUAUGUGCUGCCUUUCGCGGACACAACAUUCUAUCAACAAGAAGCCCUACAGGAUUUUGCAGUCAUCAGAGACGCUAUGGGACAUGUCAAUUAAUGACAGACUUGGCGCAUGCAACGAUGUGGACCACAUUAGCAGCUCGUUGGAUAUCACACCUCUCCUCGAGGCUGGUACUUCCGCCUCGGUUGGUCAUUCCGGAAGACACAGGCGCAAGUAGCAGUAGCACUUGAUGCUCGACACAGUUCGGCUGAGCUACGCGCCUUCGUUAUCCUACGACAAGUCUGGUCUAACUGGCCCGCGAUCUCGCAGUCGACGGUCUGCCAUUUGCAAGCAGGGUCGCAAACAGAUGAAUACUCUCGGCACUGAGCCCUGGCUCUCGGUCCGGCCAAAAGGUGUAUAGCAAUCACUGGCUCAGGUUACCAGUGCUCGAGCUUCCCUACCCUCUGUAGUAGCAGCCGUCUUACCUUCGGGACCUUCUAGCCACGUGGCUCGCGAGAUGGGCGUCCCUUCGGAUGGAGACCUCGUCUCAAGUGAUGUUCUUGCUCUUCGAGCUUGAUCUCCGGUUUCUCGUUGGUGGCCAUAUCUCCUCUCUGAAAUAGCAGAUUAGCUCAAAGCAUUAUUUACUCGGUUUCUGGGGCGAACAGUGUCUUGAUCUUGGUGGUAUGAUCUAGGCACUCUUUCCUCAAGUUCCUCGAGUAAUGCUGCCCAAGUGCAGAUGGUUUUCUCGAACGGAGCCUUCGUUGCGGGCGAUCUUAGCUGCACUUUCGAGUUUGAUCACGAGUGGCUAUAAGCAUCCGUUCCUCGUACAGUGCAGCGUAUGCGAUGCCUCGAGCACUAGGUAUAGGUAGACAUUAUGUAUACAGCGACCCGCAUCUAG